UUAUUUUCACUCCAAAGUAGCAGCCAAAAGCAGCACUAAAUUUAAUCAAGCUAAAGACAAAACAACAAACAUUCUUUGCAAUCAUUGAUGUGCCAUUGUCGCUUGAAUAACUGAGGUGCGCACGUCAGUUGUCAAAAAAUACAAUAUAAAUAAAUAAACAACAACAAACCUGGCAAAGGCAAUAACAUUUAUGCGCGGUGUCGUCAUCAUAGACAAACAGACCAAAUAUAAACAUUUAAUUCGCGCUACUAAGUGAACACGUACAACAAACAGCAGCAAUAACAACAGUGAAAACAAAACAACAACACUGCAGGAAUGUGGCGCAGCACACAUGUUAACGUUGACAUUACAAAUAAUGCUGGGAGUGGCGCUGCCGGCGCUGGUGGGGGCGGCAUACAACGCAGCUCAUCGACACAUUUUCAAAAAAAUCACCAGCAACAGCUUCAUCAUGCACAUCAAACGCAUUACAAUGAUGGCACAACAACAGCAACAAACACACAAACAACACCUGUCGGCAUGACCUCAAAGCAAUUGUCCCAAUUGCAACGCGAUCGUUUCUCCUCCUCACAGGCCAUUCUACAAGAUGCCAUAGCCGAAUCGAAGAUAAGUUUGCAUGUGAAUUAUCGGCAUAGCGGCGUCAAUGGCAACAGCAGCAACAACACCAACAAUAGUAGUAGUAGUAACAAUAAAACGGAUCAUCACAGCGGUGCCAUAUCGGCACAGCCACGCCCGCGUCCCGUCUCCAUGUACGAGCAGUAUCGUUCGCGGCCAUAUAGCGGCGCUUUGGACUCGCCACCGCCACUAACGCCAGCAGCAGCGGCCGCUAUAGCGCUCGGCCGCAGCGAGAGUUUUUAUUUUGGUGAGAGCGCACAAAAUGUGGCCGCUUUGCGGCAACAACAUCAGCAAAUGCAAUUUCAACAUAACAGCAACAACAACAAACAGUCAUAUCAACUACCACAACAGCAGCAGCAGCAGCAACAACAACAGCAACGUUAUGCUAAGCAAAUGCAGGCGUCAAACGCUGUUACCGCCGUAAACGUUGGAAAAUCGCCAGCACGACGUGCAAAUCUGCGCCAAUCUCCCAGCGAACUGAAAGUGGAUCCCGAGCUAAUUUUCACGAAGCAAGAAAGGAUCGGGAAAGGUUCCUUCGGCGAGGUAUUCAAAGGCAUCGACAAUCGAACGCAACAGGUCGUGGCGAUCAAGAUAAUUGAUUUGGAAGAGGCGGAAGAUGAGAUCGAAGAUAUACAACAGGAAAUUAUGGUACUGUCACAAUGUGACUCACCGUUCGUUACGAAGUACUAUGGAUCGUACCUUAAGGGUACAAAGCUAUGGAUAAUUAUGGAGUAUUUAGGCGGCGGUUCGGCGCUGGAUCUAAUGAAAGCUGGUUCUUUCGAGGAAAUGCACAUCGCAAUCAUAUUGCGAGAAGUGCUAAAGGGUCUGGACUAUCUGCAUUCGGAACGCAAAUUACAUCGAGACAUCAAAGCGGCCAAUGUAUUGCUAAGCGAAAUGGGUGAUGUAAAGUUGGCUGAUUUCGGUGUUGCUGGCCAGUUGACGAACACAACGUCGAAACGUAAUACAUUCGUAGGUACGCCAUUUUGGAUGGCACCCGAAGUGAUAAAGCAGUCCAUGUACGAUUCCAAAGCGGACAUUUGGUCACUGGGCAUCACAGCAAUUGAAUUGGCCAAGGGUGAGCCGCCCAAUUCGGAGUUGCAUCCAAUGAGAGUUUUAUUUUUGAUACCGAAGAAUAAUCCUCCACAACUAACGGGAAACUAUACGAAAUCGUUCAAAGAUUUUGUGGAAGCGUGCCUUAAUAAGGAUCCUGAAAAUAGACCGACAGCCAAGGAACUAUUGAAAUAUCCUUUUAUCAAGAAAGCCAAGAAGAACUCGUACCUUAUCGAUUUAAUUGAUCGUUAUAAAAAAUGGAAGCUGCAGAAGGGUGAUGAAAGCGAAACCGAAUCGGAGAAUUCAGAUUCUGACGAAUCGAAACCCGGCGGCAAUAAUGACGAACCUUGGAUAAUGACCGUCAAAGGGCUCAGCAUCAAUAAUGCGCCACGCGAAUCGAUUGCAAAUAGCAGCUUUAAGGAGAUGGAACACAUGAAAAUAGCACAGAAAUUAUCACAAAGCAGCGGAGCAACGCCGAUCGCAAUUAAUGCGGCCAACAAACACUAUCCGGGUAGCGGCGCAACUUCGGUAGCGUUGUCACCGUCCGCCACAUCGCAACAACAGCAAUUGCACGACAACAUGGCGGGCAGUCCGCCCGGUAAAGCUACGCUAACAUCAUCGUCCUCGUCCGCAGCUACGCAACGCGAUACCAACUUAAAUCAUUACAAACAAGCAGCGGCUUCGGCUGGUGUACUACGCUCAUCCAGCUCUAAUAUAACGCAUCAACCGCUCAGUCCAACACAUAAGCAAUCGUCGGGCAGCCAAGAACUGCUAUCGUCGUCGAGCGGCAGCAAUUCGCCAAAUGCUGAUGGCAUGAAGAAGAUCAGUAAUAGCAGCAGCAGCAAUGCGGUCUUCCAAGAGUCCAAAUCGAACCUAAGGCAGAGUCGCUCCGCUUCACUAGAUGACGAACACGAACAGCGACGCUCAUCGCUCAUCGAGCAUGCCAAAAGCGAAGAUCAACUGCGUGAAGAAGAAACGCGUGCGCAGCGGCGUAGUAUGCAUGCCAGCGGCGUGUCAUCCAACUCGUCGCCGAUGCUUAGCUCCAGCUCGAGUGGUGGCAAUUAUAAUGGCAAUGCAGCAUUGUCGAAUAGUAGUGCGCAUGGCGAGCGUUCAUAUGGCGCAGCAUUGGAAGUGUCCGCAUCGGCGUCUGCCUCCGCCACAGCUGUGUCGUCCAAUAAUUCCAAUCACAAAUUGGGUGGCAAUCGUGUGAUGCAGACGAAUAGCGCAUGUCUGAACAAUUUCCUCUUUCCAGUUCUUACAGAUAUUCAACGAAAGUACGCCAAUUCGAGCAAAAAUUCAAACGUUACGGACAUUGGUGACUUAAAGUCAGUAUUGGAAUUGGCCGAGCGUAGCAGUCCAGGUGUCAGUGAUUUGUUCCUCAAAGAGAUAAUUCACAAACUAGUUCCAGGCUACUCAGAGACGCGUAUUAACAAUAUUAUGGACAGGGCUAUCAGAAAUAAGAAGUAAACGAACACAAUGGUACAUGGACUGAUUUUAAAUAAAAACAACAACAACAACACGAAAAAAUAUCUAAAUGUUAUGAUAUUUAAAUAAUAAAUAUACCAGUUUGGAGCGAUUGGAACAUGUGCAUAUAGCAAAUAUUUUAGAAAUUGCGACAAAUGCGCAACUAAGCGAUAUAACACUUUAAAAAGAAAAGAAAAAGUAACUCCAUACCUAAAUAAAUUUAAAUAUAUAUUUAAAAGAAAUUUAACAAAAAGAAAAUAUGAUAAAACCACAACAACAACAACAGUGUACUACCCCCGCAAUAUUGUUUGUUAUGAUAGUGUAAUAUUUAUUGGAUUCCAAAUAAAUCGUUGUCACACUGAUGCGUGCCGCGAUAAGCUGUUAGGUUCUCGUUUGAAGAUUAAUUAAUUGUAGAUAAUUUGAUGAAAUCAACUAUUGCAUACGAUGAUACAUUAAUUAGUGUGAAUGUAAAAUGCAAAAUACAUAUUAAAUUUAAAGAACUCUUAUAUAAAACAAACAAAAUAAACAAAACAAAUUGACUUAUUUGUGUAGUGUUUAGCUAAAUCCGCUGCAGUGAGAGAUAUGCCUGUUGGCACAAUCCCACACACGGUUUUCUAAUAUAUAUUUCACAAGUUGAUUUUUUUUUUUUUGCAAAUGCACCACUGAAAUUGCAGUUUUAGCCUUAAAACAAGGAUACAGCGUAAAAAAAUUCUUUAAUUUCAAUUUAAACCGCAUCUAAAGCUUACUUUCUCACAUAUUUUAUAUAGAUCUUUUGCACUGAAUUUUCAGUUUUAGCUCUAAAGUAAGGAUAUAACCCAAAUAAGUACUUCAAUUUCAAUUUAAACUGCAUCGGAAUCUUAAUUUUUUAUUUCCCCCAUAUAUUUUAUAUGGAUCUUUUGCAAUAAAUCUUUUAUCUGCAAAACAUAUAUACAUACAAGUUUGAAAAAGUGAUAUUCUAAUACAAAAUAUUCCGCUUUACAAAAAAUUUCUUAAUACUUUUUUUCAUAAACGCAUUCCUUUAAAAGUUAUACGCAGUUAAAGUUAUAUGCCAAGUGGCCUUAGCAUUCAUACAAGUGAUUUAUACAUUCUAUGUUGCUCAUACGACAUGGUGUACUAUAUGAAUACAGUACAUUUGAUGUAUAACUUUAACUGCGUAUAACUUUUAAAGGAAAGUUUUCAUGAAAAUAAUACUAGAAACUUUUUUGCAGAACACUAAAUUUUGUAUUAGAAUAUCUUAUCUAUUUUUUAAAGUUGUAGAUUUAUUUGCUUCAUGCAAAAUAUCAAAAUAUCCCAUGUUAUAUAUGUAUGUUUAUGGCAAAAGAAAUAUGACUUAGGCACGGUUUAAACUAAAAAUAAAAAGCUUGUUUACAUUGAAACCCUAUUUUUAUGCCAAAAACUGAAAUUUCAGGCGAGUUUUGCCAAACAAAAAUCAACCUAAGAAAUAACGGACACCCUAAUAUACAUACAUAUGUAUAUGUAUACUUAUAUCUAUGUAUGUAGUUAAAAUUAAAUUUAAAUUAAAGCAUAACCACGUGGCAGAUGCGAAAUUGUAUGAGUUCGUUUUUUUUAUAAUUUAGUAAUUUUGUUUUGUUUUUGUAUUAAUUCACACACUUAAUAUUAGUUGUAAUUGUAAAAGUUAUAAAGAUAAAGUAACGUACAUAUACAUAUAUAUGAAAAAGGAAUGAAGAAAAUAACUAAAAAUUAUAAUUUAAAGAAAACGGUCUAUGUAAAAAAUAUAGUAAACUAUGUGGCAAUGUAAAAUUGAAACUAACAUGAAUGCAUACAUACCUACAUACAAUAUUAAUACUAAACAAAAAAUAAAUAAAAGAUAAUAGUAUUUAGCAAUAAAACCUACAAUACUUACAUACAUGCAUACCUAUUUGAAAAAUCAGUAACAAAAAAAUGGGCAAAACGACAAGCAAGUAAAUAACAGUAAUGGCAAAUAGUUUUAACAAAGCAACAACAGUAAGAAAAACUCUAUUGAAGUAAUACAAAUAAAUUAUCGGACAAUAUUAUAAAGACUA
Messenger RNA from Bactrocera neohumeralis, 5150 nucleotides. RefSeq names its product germinal center kinase 1 (gene GckIII). Lineage: Eukaryota; Metazoa; Arthropoda; Insecta; Diptera; Tephritidae. Gene Ontology annotation, molecular function: ATP binding; protein kinase activity. The transcript is spliced from 9 exons. The record is from RefSeq and is a predicted model, not a curated record. Bases 316 to 3129 code for a protein of 937 amino acids. Gene Ontology annotation, biological process: protein phosphorylation.